CGAACAGAGCCCUAGUCAGAUGGUGUAUCAGCAUAGUAGUGCCUAGCCUGGGACGCUUGGAGCUACACUUGUCAUAACGUUACACACGUCGUGCCGCAGCUAACACCUAGCUAACAUUACUCAAUCUAACUCCAGAAGCGUUGUUACAAACUUGUAUGUUGACUGAUCCAACUGAUGCACAGACUGAACACAACAUAAAACUUUCCAGAUCUCACAGGGUCAGUUAGCUUGAUGGGAGUAGCUAGCUAAGUCAUGUUAGACUUCAACCCUGAAACGACGUGCCGAAGCUUAACCUUGCAAUUUUCCUGAUCACCUAACCGCAAUGUACGAUGUAACGUGCAUUAACCUGGACCCAAUCUGCCAAUAAAUAAGUUGUUUUAAAACUAUUUAGCCAACUGAAAGGGUUGGUAAAAACGGCAGCUAAAUUUGAUGUUAUUGAGUUUACAAAUUCCGCGCCUGUCAACAACUGUCGUAAAACAACUGUCGUAAAACUUUUCUUGUUCGUGUGAAUAAUAAUUUUUAUGCGAUGUCCUUUAAUUUUAAGCCAAAAUACUGCGUGAAGUAUCUAUUUUUGAAGAUUUAAAUGGUGCUUCAUAAUCUUAAAUCAUGUUGAAUGUGUAAUAUUAGUUUAUAAUUUUAGGAACGCUAGCUACUUCCUUAUGUGAGCUGGUCACGUGGUAAGUACAAGCGGAGUAAAUAUGGCGACGGUCAGGAUGUACAUUUAACAUUAAAUAGUUUCACUGUAUUUCCUACUGGGUACUUUAUUAUACCAGUGCAUGACGUCCCACUGCCGAUAUUACCCGGUAACGGUGCACGAUUCCCGGACGAGCAAUGUGUCAUUGAUGGGGGUCGGGAUACGGUCGUGUUCCGUUUCGCAUCGUCUGUUUGCCAGCUAACUGUCUUGACGUCGAUACUGUACGGCGGACGGAGCCAGAUAGAUAGUCCCGGCGUUAAGUGCUAUUGUUUAUAUACAGCGGUGACAGACAUGACAGCCUUUGGUCAGAUGUCAUGUUGAUAUGUGGUCUUCCUGCAUCGUGUGAUAUCAUCAUGGACAGACAGGUGAAGACUACUCCCAGUUGGUAGAGGUAACGGGACGCAGAGGUAACGGGACGCAGACAGACAGAGACAACCGUCAGUGUCGUGGACUGUUACUCCCAGCCAGUAGAGGGAUACAGACAGUCAGUCUGACUGUCUAUCAGGCAGACAGCGAGCCCAGUGGAUGGACUUCCUCUGAUGUCAAAGUUGACCCCGGCCGGGUCCAGAGAAAAGAUGAUUGGUGCCCCAGACGUGGUGGCGUUUACUAAGGAGGAUGAUUUUGGGGAGGUAGGGUACCCCGACCCCUGGGUGGUGCCAGAAGAGUUUUCUGUCCCUCUGUUUCCAUCGAACAACAACGCCAACCCCUGGGCCAAGACGUCAUACGCCAAGUUCACUAAGGAUUUCAUCCUCAUAUCAGAGUUCUCUGAGCAGGUGGGUCCCCAGCCUCUGCUCACCAUUCCUGAUGACCCGAAGGUGUUUGGGACCUUUGACCUCAACUACUUCAGUCUGAGGAUCAUGUCUGUUGACUACCAGGCCUCGUUCGUAGGACACCCCACCGGCAGCGGAUACCCACGACUCAGUUUUGUGGAGGACUCCAGGGUGGUGCUGGGUGACUCUAAGGAGGGGGCCUUUGCCUACGUUCACCACCUGACUCUGUAUGACCUGGAGGCGCGAGGCUUCGUCCGGCCGUUCUGCAUGGCCCUUCUCGUCUCUGCCGACGAGAGGAGUAUGCAGCAGUUCCAGGAGCUGUGCUUCUUCUCCCGCGCCUCCGAGUGUAGAAGCGAAACGGCGGGCCUUUCGCCCACAGGCGAGCUGCAGGGAAGUACGGACUGGAGUACACGCGGUCCGUUCCUGCAGAAAGAGGAGGGGCUUCAGCGGGAGGCGGGGCCUCAGGGGUGUUACUCCGCCCACGCGGUGGACAAGGCCAAUGAGCUCGCGGCGAUGGAGAAGAGUAUCUACGAGCACCGAGACCUGCUGAGGCAGAUCACCUCGUACCCCCUCCGCCCCCGCCGGGACCCCCACGCUGCACACUGUCAACACUGUGUCACAGAGUCCCAGAGACACAGAGACGCACCGCCSGGCCCUGACACGGGGGAGGAGGCGGGAGAGAGGAGACAGUCCUACACCCCUCAGCUGAUAAAYGGGAAGUCGGCHAAAUGUUUCGCCAAGCGUCUGAAYGACCUGACGGAGUUAUGUGAGGAGAGGUUCUACGAGGCCACCGUGGAACUACUCACUCACACCGAGAGGUGUUUCKGGGGGGACUUGUGUUACCUGUACACCCGCCGCCUGGACCGAGCGCUACGCAGGAAACAGAACAUCACCAACUUCCUGUUUGAGGAGGAGCUGGGGGAGGAGGAAGAGGAGGUAGCGGUGCUGGGAAGAAUCUUCUGUUCUCUCAACCACACAGUGGGGACGGACCCACACUCGCAUAUACACACCCCGUCCAUCGUGCUGUGCCCGGCGCCACCGGAGUCUGUGGAGGUUCUGGAGGUGUACCCUCCCUGUCCUGAUAACUCUGCCCAGCAGAGUGAGGCCCUGACCGGYGAGGAGAGGCUGGAGUCGUCACUCUCUGACCUGACCAUGGAGACACAGGACCAGGAAAGCUCUGAGGGGAAUAAAGACAGCUUUAGUAGCGACAGGAGUGGAGGAGAGGAGGAGGAGGGAGGAGACCAGACCCCUGUUUUUCUGCUGGACGCUGAGGAGGGAGAGGGUGAGACACACCGUGUGUGUGAGAGGGAGGGAGAGACCGAAGGAGUCUUUAACGGAAAGAGGCAGAGGGGACGCACAGAAGAGGAUCCACGAGGCUUCCUGUACAUACCUCUCCCCCAGACACGCUGCCUGCUGCGGGCUGCAGCCCGCGCUCUCUUCCCCUGGUGGUCAACCAGGAGCCCCAGCCCUGCUGCCGUCCAGGGGUCUAGAGCCUGGGUUCCACCCGCUGCCAGAGCCCUGUGGGCUGGACUGGACCUGCCCAUCUCCUCCUUGGGAGAUACCACCUCCAGGGGAUCGGACCAGGACGGGGUCAGACGUGACCACUGUCAGCGUCUACGGGGUCCGACGGGCCGGCUCACCUCUGGGGUACGGGGGGGUGGUGACGCUGAGGCAGAAGAAGAGGGCCGGGCAGGGACGCUCAGGUUUGUGCGUCAGUAUCCGUUUGCCCUGCAUGCCCUGUGGUCCCUACUGAGUGGUCGAACCCUGGUGGUCCUGGGAUCUGAGGAGGGCAGGGUCAGGAGGCUGGUGUCCGCUCUAGCCCUCUACGUGCCUGGACCCGGGCGCUGUGGGGAGAGGGUCCAGCCCUGGCUCUCCUGCCCCUUCAGCCUCGCAGACCUACAGAGAUGGAAACUCAUAGGACUGCAGAGGAUGGCGUCUCCCGCGGGGACCAGCAUGCUCUGCUCUCUGUCUCGCUACAGCCGUUACAUCUCCGUCCUGGACGCCGACCGGAAGACCCUCCGUUGCCCCGGCUACCGCGGAACCCUCCUGGCCAACGUGGCGGACCACCGUACCCGCCUCCGCCGAGGCUCCACCUACUUCCUACAUCUCCAGAACACGCUCAGUAGACUGGCUGCGCGGGCCUUCCUCCUUAGCUUUACACAUCACCUCCACCUUCCCAUCAGCCACCUGGAGCAGAGACGGGAAGUAGAAGAGAGGACGCGGGGCUUCCUGAGGGAUCAGCUCAGGCUUGGGGAAGACGACUGUGCCGUCCUGAUGUACCUGAGUCAGCUGAUCACACAGCACUACCUGGAGAUGGACAACACACCUGGGAACACACAGCAGAACCUGGAAGCUAACAACAUACUAGAC
Salvelinus sp. IW2-2015 is the source of this 3834-nucleotide messenger RNA. The record is from RefSeq and is a predicted model, not a curated record. Lineage: Eukaryota; Metazoa; Chordata; Actinopteri; Salmoniformes; Salmonidae.